UGUGUGCAAUCGAUGGCAACGUUUUGAAGACAUUCACCGUUUUUGUCAUUUAUUUCAUUUGAAAUCAUUUCAUCUGUUUUUAAGACAUCUUUUAACGUAUUUUAAUUGAUUGACACAAACGAUGCCGCGAUUGGCACAAGAAGUACAGCCCGAACCGGAAGGUCCGAAGUUUGUGGGCAUUAAGUUCUGUCAGGAAUGCAAUAACAUGUUGUAUCCGCGCGAAGACAAGGAGACCCGAGUGCUGCUCUACGCCUGUCGAAACUGUGAUUACAAACAAAUCGCAGACAAUAACUGCGUUUAUGUCAACAAAAUCACACACGAAGUCGAUGAAUUGGCGCGUAUAGUGAGUGAUGUGAUUCACGACCCAACACUUCCACGAACUCGAGAGCAUCCCUGUCCUCAGUGCGGUCAUAAGGAGGCCGUCUUCUUUCAGGGCCAGUCCAGGAGGGCUGAGGACGACAUGAGGCUCUACUACGUGUGCACGGACUCCAAGUGCUCUCACAAGUGGACCGAAUGAACACUACUUUUAACCACUAUUUUCAUUAUUUUAGACUUUAAAUCAUUUGAAACA
Molecule: messenger RNA, 571 nt
Organism: Oppiella nova
Lineage: Eukaryota; Metazoa; Arthropoda; Arachnida; Sarcoptiformes; Oppiidae
Source: the annotation of a GenBank genome assembly